AUGUCUUUCCUGGGACGCUUCCUGCAGCCCGGCUUCAGAACCACAACUGGAGCCUUCGCAACCCAACGAGCACCUUUCGUGCUACGAAAACACGCCUUCUUCAGUUCCUCAUCGAGACCAUCCAUAAGACUAAAAGCGUCACGACCACGCUACUACCACACCUCCCAGCCCCAACAAGCCUACCGCCGUCAAGCCUUCAACUACCAGACCUUCCAAGGCGCCCAAUACCUCUUUUCCCGCUGGGCUGCCCGACCAACCUUCUACCGCGAAGUCGGCCUCCUCGCCGGCGGGACAGCAACCCUCUACGUUGCGAACCUGGAAAAAGUGCCCGUCUCGGACCGCUACAGAUUCAGGAUCAUCCCAUACAGCUGGGAAGCAUGGCAAGGACAGCAAAUGUAUCAGCAGACCAUGCAGGAGUUUGGGAGGAAGCUCAUGCCGCCUACGAGUAGAGAGCAUAGAAUGGUGCAGGCCGUGAUGGAGAGAUUGAUACCACAUAGUGGGUUGGAAGCGGAAGAGUGGGAAGUCCAUGUGAUUGAUGAUCCGAUGAAGAAUGCUUUCGUGAUACCGGGUGGGAAGGUGUUCGUCUUCCGUGGCAUCCUAGACGUUGCGCAGGGAGAGGAUGGUCUGGCGGCGGUGCUGGGACACGAGAUAGCACACAACGUCGCCCACCACGCCGCCGAACGCAUGAGUCAAAGCGUGCCCGUGCUCUUCCUCCUCGCCGUCCUCUCGCUCGUAGGCCUCGACCCAGGAAUCGGCAACACAGCUCUCAAUCUUGCCUUCACGCUCCCCGGCUCACGCAAACAAGAGGAAGAGGCGGAUUACAUCGGUCUCAUGAUGAUGAGCGAGAGCUGUUUCGAUCCCAAAGCCGCCAUGGGACUUUGGGGAAGGAUGGAGGAGGAGGAGAAAGGAGCUUCGGGGCCACAAUUUCUAAGCACGCAUCCGAGCAACCAUAAUAGACUGGAGAAGAUCAGAGGAUGGCUGCCUAAGGCUGAAGAGAAGGUGGAGGGGAGUGGGUGUGGGAUGCUGAGGGGCUAUGCCAAUGAGUUCCGGCAGCAGACUGGUUUGGUUCGGUGGUGA
Recurvomyces mirabilis is the source of this 1077-nucleotide messenger RNA. Its product is annotated as metalloendopeptidase. Gene Ontology annotation, molecular function: metalloendopeptidase activity. The record is from RefSeq and is a predicted model, not a curated record. Gene Ontology annotation, cellular component: mitochondrial inner membrane. Bases 1 to 1077 code for a protein of 358 amino acids. Lineage: Eukaryota; Fungi; Ascomycota; Dothideomycetes; Mycosphaerellales; Teratosphaeriaceae. Gene Ontology annotation, biological process: mitochondrial protein processing; protein quality control for misfolded or incompletely synthesized proteins. The transcript is spliced from 2 exons.